AUGUACAUGAGGCGGAGCGUCUCCAGCGUGGAACUGAGGCGCGCCGCCUCUUCGGGCGGUCGCCACUCUAGUUCCUCCGAGGAUCGCGACAAGGCGCUUAACUUUGUUCGCAGCGCUAGCUGCAACUUUUUCGACAUCACCAACGCCGCGAGCACUUUUUUCCGAAGCCCAUACUCAAAAUCGGCUCUCAACAAUUUCUUCUACAAGUUGAAAACCCUUGAGAAGGAAUGGUACGAGUUCGGGAUAAGAUUUGCCGACAUCCAGCAGAAGAACGAGCAGCUGUGCAUUGAGUGCGACAGGGAGAAGGAGAAAUGUUCGAUGUACAGGAAGAAGCUGAUGGGUUUCAAUCAGCAUUCGCAGGGGAAUCUGGAGCGUCUGACGAAGCUCUAUGAGAACGUUAAGAAUCUAGGCAAGUCUGACCAAAUGGAGAAAGGAUCUCAGACGGAGACGUCGGCUGCUUACAAACCGGACUCGUUAAAGGCGGCAAAGGACACGCUGAAUGGAAUAAAAGAGCUGGUGCAGAGGCGCGAGAAUCGAUACACGAGCAACGCGAAGAAAUUAGAAUUCCUCAAUGAAACAAUCGUGGAUCUGAGAAGCCAAAACAUAUUGCUCACUGAGCUGUUGAAGAAAUCGAAGGAAUCUAAACAAGUUGAGAAGAAAGUCGAAAGCAAGAAUUUCAGUUGCAAUAAGCAUGAUGUUAAAAAGGUGUUGGAGAAAAAGCCUUUGGAUGCGCAGCAGCGGAAAACCGUUGAUUACAGACCGUUGAAUAAGGAGGUGAAGAGCAGACCGGGAAGCAAGGAGUUCAAAAAGAAGCGGCCAAACACUGCCAGGAAACCCAAAAGGGAGGAUCCGAACGAUCUGCUGAAGUACGUGGAGAAACCAGAUGACGAUAACUACGAGUUGGAGACGAUCCUGUCCAUCCGAUCGAUGCUGACGAACACUAUCAAAGGAAGCAGCAGGACAAGCCAUAUGUCAUCGAUUCCUGCGACGCCGGAGGAGCAGAGACGCAUCAACCAGAGAGGCGAUUGCCGAGAGGUGGAGGUGCUCAAGAAAAUUCAGCUGGAAAUCGAGCGGAAGCAGGCGGCAAUCAAGGAGAAGAUAGACAAGUUCAAUCGGCUGAUAAUUCAGGCGUAA
Molecule: messenger RNA, 1134 nt
Organism: Nicrophorus vespilloides
Lineage: Eukaryota; Metazoa; Arthropoda; Insecta; Coleoptera; Silphidae
Exons: 5
Coding region: 1-1134 (377 amino acids)
Source: RefSeq, a predicted model, not a curated record